AUUGGUGUACUACAACCAUUGAUAUUCCACGUCACAAUAUUAGGGGCCUUUCAAAGCCAAACAUCCACAAACGGCUCUGAAACAAGUCCUAACAGCCGACAUACAUAAGACUGCGUCUGGGCUGAGUUUUACUUUGAAAGGCUCAGGCCGGAAGCAUCGUUCGUGUAGCUUGAUGCUAACAGGUGGACGAUGUCUGCGUGUGUCGGGGUGCUGAAGCGCCGUCUCGGGGCUCGCUCUCCGGCUGGUUUCGCGUCGCCGCUGCAGCCGCUGAGAUGCCCGGGGGGCGGGCGGUGGGAGUCCAGCACGCGGACAGGUGAAACCCUUCGGCCACUAGAGGGCGUCAGAGUCCUGGACCUGACCAGAGUUCUGGCCGGGCCCUUCGCCUCCAUGAUCCUCGGAGACCUCGGAGCCCAGGUCAUCAAAGUGGAGAGACCAGGUGCAGGUGACGACACCAGAGCCUGGGGUCCUCCGUUUGUGGCGUCAGAGAGCGCCUACUUCCUCAGCGUGAACCGGAACAAGAAGAGCAUCGCCGUGGACCUGAAACAUCCCAGAGGAGCACAGAUCGUCCAGCAGCUCGCAGGAGUGUGUGACGUGCUGCUGGAAAACUACGUGCCGGGGAAACUCCGUCAGAUGGGUUUGGGAUACGAGCAGCUGAGCGGACUCAACCCUCGGCUCGUCUACUGCUCCAUAACAGGCUACGGACAGACCGGUCCUCACGCUCAGAGUCCAGGGUACGACUCCAUCGCCUCGGCAGUGUCAGGGAUGAUGCACAUCACCGGGCCCGAGGGCGGCGACCCGGUGCGUCCGGGAGUCGCCAUGACGGACUUGGCGACGGGGCUGUACGCACACGGAGCUGUCAUGGCCGCCCUGCUGCAACGGCAGAAGACGGGCAGAGGAGUUCACAUCGACUGCAACCUGCUGUCAUCACAGGUUUCCUGUCUCAGCCAUAUUGCUGCUAACUACCUGAAUGCGGGGAAGGAGGCGAGGCGCUGGGGGACGGCCCACGAGAGCAUCGUACCUUACCAGGGCUUCAAAACCAAAGACGGGCACAUCGUUGUGGCUGCGGGCAAUGAAAAGCAGUUUGUCCGAGUCUGCCAGGUCAUGGAGCUGACGGAGCUGACGGAGGAGCCCAAGUACAAAAGCAACAAGCUGAGAGUCGAGAACCGCAAACAGCUGCUGCACACACUGUCACAGAGGUUCCUGCAGGAGACCACGGCUGAUUGGCUGAAGAAGUUCAAGGGCUCAGGUGUUCCAGUUGGGCCAAUCAACAGCAUUCAAGAAGUGUUCUCCGAGCCACAG
Molecule: messenger RNA, 1299 nt
Organism: Pundamilia nyererei
Lineage: Eukaryota; Metazoa; Chordata; Actinopteri; Cichliformes; Cichlidae
Gene: sugct
Product: succinyl-CoA:glutarate-CoA transferase
Exons: 12
Cellular component (GO): mitochondrion
Molecular function (GO): succinate-hydroxymethylglutarate CoA-transferase activity
Source: RefSeq, a predicted model, not a curated record